AUGCAAGCUAUUCAUGACGAAAAAUGUAUAGCACGUAUUAGUACACCAAUUAGUUUUCGAGAUAUUUUAUUACAUGUAGAUCGAAAAAAAAAUGAUUUAACUUCAUUAACAUUUUCUGCGUUGGCUUGUGGAUUGACAGAAAAUACUGCAUUACUUACAAGUAAUAUGUGGGCUGAUAUUGAAGAUCGAAAACAUCUAUUAAGAUCACUUGAACGAUUUAUGCAACGUUUAAAAAUAAAAGUUGCUAAUCGAGAAGGAAAUACUGUAUAUAUUGGACAAUUAGAUGAAAUUUGA
Messenger RNA from Rotaria sp. Silwood1, 294 nucleotides. NCBI's taxonomy places the organism in Eukaryota, Metazoa, Rotifera, Eurotatoria, Philodinida, Philodinidae. The record is from the annotation of a GenBank genome assembly.